AUGUCGAGCUCCUCAGAUGCUUCGGCGAACUCUAGCACGGCUCAGGAGAGCCAGAUGCAAGGGCACGAAGGCGCUGACCAAACUAUGUCAGGGGCGGAAAAUACCGGGUGCCAGAAUCCUUUGCUGAUGCCGACGAUGAUGCCUCAGUUAAGCACAAUGGACCGCAUCUACGCCGAGAUGAUGGAGGAUAUGAGCCGAAUCCAUCAUGAAAUGGAUCGAUUUUACAACCAACACUUUGGCUCGUUCGCGCCGUUGACGCAGGGUAAUUACCCUCCCCACCAGCAGCAACCGACGUAUGUGAGUCGACCGUGGUGGCGGCCGUCGUCUUGGUUCCAGCCUAGAACUGCUCCCUACCUGCCCAUGGCACUUGAAGGCGGCGGUGCGGAGAGUUCCGCACCCGUCGCUGCCGGGGAAGGGCAGAUGGUUCCGAUGACUGGCGGAAAGGAUUUGUCAGCUGGUGGCCCGUGGGGCCUAAUGCCUUUUGGUUGGGGAACUCGAUGCGCGCCGUGGGCGAGUUCGAUGCCAAAAGUUGAUAUGAGGGACACAGGAGCAGAGUUCGUUGUUCAGGCGGAUGUCCCGGGCAUGGAUCGCGAGAACUUACGGGUGGAUGUGCAUGACGGCGUUCUGAGAAUCAGCGGCGACCAGCGGGAGGAACACAAGAAACAGGACGAAGGAUUCUAUCUCCAGGAGCGUAGGCAGGCGUCUUUCUCCCGCACAUUCAUCCUUCCCGAGAAGGUGAAAGAGGACGAAAUCAAGGCUUCGCUCGUCAACGGAGUGUUGCAAGUGCACGUUCCCAAGGAGGUCCCAACAAAGCCACCUGCAAUUCGGAACAUCAAUAUCGAGUAG
Messenger RNA from Besnoitia besnoiti, 846 nucleotides. RefSeq names its product heat shock protein HSP28. Bases 1 to 846 code for a protein of 281 amino acids. The transcript has a single exon. Lineage: Eukaryota; Apicomplexa; Conoidasida; Eucoccidiorida; Sarcocystidae. The record is from RefSeq and is a predicted model, not a curated record. Gene Ontology annotation, biological process: response to heat; response to hydrogen peroxide; protein complex oligomerization.